Dipodomys spectabilis (banner-tailed kangaroo rat) is the source of this 4398-nucleotide messenger RNA. RefSeq names its product DiGeorge syndrome critical region gene 2 (gene Dgcr2). Gene Ontology annotation, molecular function: protein binding. Gene Ontology annotation, cellular component: membrane. The transcript has 10 exons. Bases 395 to 2065 code for a protein of 556 amino acids. Lineage: Eukaryota; Metazoa; Chordata; Mammalia; Rodentia; Heteromyidae. The record is from RefSeq and is a predicted model, not a curated record.
CCCUCCUUCCCCUCCGGGUCCACCCCUUAGUCUCCACUCUCUGCUGUCCCGCCCUUAGGCCUCGCCUCUCCCGGGCCCUGCCACGUAAGCCCCACCUCCCUGCCCGGCGCUCAUUGGCUACCGCUGGCGUCGCAGGCGGGGCGACGAGGGCCCGAACAGGACGGCCGCCAUCUUGCGCGGAGCCGGAAUAGGAGCUCGAGGCUUCGGGCCUAGAGUGCGCGUAAGUCCGUGGCCCUACCUUGCCGCGACUCACUGUCACCGCGGUUCUGCUGGUUCCUUCGCUCGCGGUCUCUCCGUGCCUGGCCCAGGCCCGGCUCCCAAGCCCUAAGCCCGGCCCGGUCCGGUCUCCCCGCGGGGUUACGCGGCCGCCUCGGGGACGAUGAACGGAGGAUAAAUGGUGCCCAAGGCAGACAGCGGUGCCUUCCUGCUGCUCUUCCUGCUGGUGCUCACCGUCACCGAGCCGCUGCGGCCAGAGCUGCGGUGCAACCCUGGGCAGUUUGCCUGUCGGAGUGGUGCCAUCCAUUGCAUCCCCCUCCUGUGGCAGUGUGACGGCUUGGCAGCCUGUGAGGAUAAGAGCGAUGAAGCUGGCUGUCCAGAAGUAACCGGGGAGGCACGUCUUUACCAUGGGAAAGAGGCUGUGGAUCCAAGACAGGGGCGGACCAGAGGAGGCGACCCAACACACUUCCACCCAGUGAAUGUGGCACAGCCUGUCCGCUUCAGCAGAAAGUGCCCAACAGGGUGGCACCACUAUGAAGGCACAGCCAGCUGCUACCGAGUCUACUUGAGUGGGGAGAACUACUGGGAUGCUGCACAGACCUGCCAGCGUGUGAAUGGUUCCCUUGCCACCUUCUCCACUGACCAGGAGCUACGCUUUGUUCUGGCUCAGGAAUGGGACCAGCCAGAGCGGAGCUUUGGUUGGAAAGACCAGCGCAAGCUGUGGGUUGGCUAUCAGUAUGUCAUUACUGAUCGGAAUCACUCCUUAGAAGGUCGCUGGGAGGUCGCAUUCAAAGGUUCGUCACAAGUAUUCCUUCCACCAGACCCCAUCUUCACCUCUGCCAUGUCUGAGAAUGACAACGUGUUCUGUGCCCAGCUUCAGUGUUUCCACUUCCCCACUCUCCGACAUCAUGACCUGCACAGCUGGCAUGCUGAGAGCUGCUACGAGAAGUCUUCAUUUCUGUGUAAAAGAAGUCAGACAUGUGUCGACAUCAAAGACAACGUGGUAGAUGAAGGAUUCUAUUUCACUCCCAAGGGGGAUGACCCAUGCUUGAGCUGCACCUGCCAUGGAGGGGAACCUGAGAUGUGUGUUGCGGCUCUCUGUGAGCGGCCCCAGGGCUGUCAACAAUACCGUAAAGAUCCUAAGGAAUGCUGCAAGUUCAUGUGUCUGGACCCAGAGCCAUCGGCUUCCUUCCUCCUCACAGACGGCAACAGCCUAUUCGACUCUAUGGCCAGCGGGAUGCGUCUGGUCGUCAGCUGCAUCUCCUCCUUCCUCAUCCUAUCGCUGCUGCUUUUCAUGGUUCACCGGCUACGCCAGAGGCGCCGGGAGCGUAUCGAGUCCCUGAUUGGAGCAAACUUGCACCACUUCAACCUUGGCCGGAGGAUCCCUGGCUUUGACUAUGGCCCAGAUGGGUUUGGCACAGGCCUCACCCCACUGCACCUUUCUGACGACGGGGAAGGUGGGACUUUCCAUUUCCAUGACCCUCCACCUCCCUACACAGCUUACAAAUACCCAGACAUCGACCAGCCGGAUGACCCACCGCCACCUUAUGAGGCCUCCAUCAAUCCUGACAGCGUGUUCUACGACCCUGCAGAUGACGACGCCUUUGAGCCUGAGGAGACUGGCCUGCCAACCCCAGGAGAUAGUAGCAUUGAAGGUGCAUUGCCCAGGUGCCUGGAGCAGCCUCUGCCUCCUGCUGGGACCUCCCUGGCAGACCUGGAAGACUCCACUGACAGCAGCAGCACCCUCCUUGUGCCCCCUGAUUCUGCACAGAUUGGUAGUGCCCCAGCUGCAGAGCCACCACCAGGAGGCAGCCAUCACAGCCGUGGCUCCCUCAACACUGUGGUCUAGACAGCCCAGCCCAAAGCUCCAAGUGGGUUGGGAGCAUCUCUUUGCUGUUGAGAAAACAUCCAUCCCUGCAGGAAACUUGGAGGGGCCCUGGAACAGCCUGGAUCCCACUCCACUGCCACUCUUCCACCAGUGAGCCCAUGUGUACAUAGAGACUACAGCCAGCCUCCCUCUGGGAGGAGCAAGCACCUGCGCUGUCUCCUUGAGGGCUUCACAAACAUGCAUAGCUGCAGGUCACUGUCUCUUUAAAUGGCAGAAGAAUGGCAAAUGUGUUCACAUCACACAUUUCAGAGGAAGGGAACAGGAGGCACUGGGCCAUGCUCAAACAAAACAUCUUGGGUUGGCUUGCUCACUGCACUGUGCCACUCAGAUAAUGUGGCUGGCUAGCCAGUCACCAACAAGUCACUGAGUCCUAGAGUGGGUGAUGUGUGGGGACCUCUGCAGUGCAUCCUAUGGUAGCUGCCCUGAGGGGUGCCUGCAGACCAUCAGUGUUGAUGUAGGGGGUCUGUUUCAAGUAGACAGCCCAAGAGUACAGCAUCCUCUGGGGAUGGCCUCUAGUGCAACAGUGGACACUGAGGUACCUGAGGUGCUGAGUCGGGGCUGGAAAGAAGUUGAUCUCACUGCCCUCUCUAGCUGGGCCUUGCAAGCCUGGCUCCAUAGCAGGAGGCCCCAGCCCACCCCUUUCAUCCCUAUGGCAUUGCUCUGCAUGGCUCCCCCAGGAGUCUGGACCUCUCCUGAGGCCUGGGCCGCGCUGGCUCCUCUCUGUCACUCUGGAGCCCUGAGACCUUGCCUCCUGUUGAAUGGCCUCCAGGUCUGAGGCCCUGUCCCCAUCUUGUUUGUGCCAUAAAGGAUUAUUUCACUGGGAGAGGGGUGCAAAAAGGAGCAUCCAGGGCCAUACCAUCUCCACCACUGGGUCCAGCGCCUGGUGGCCACAUGCACGCUUCCCCACCCCACUGCAGCUCUGAGUGUGGGACCUUUUGCCCAAGGGACCCUGUUGCCUGCUGCAGGCAGUGGUCUUGUCUCCUGACAUGGACCUUUAGCAUUUCUGAGGUUUGGAGAUGAAGCGGGUUCUGUGCGAUUUUUUAGCACAUCCAUAUCUUUUCUACGUUGAAUGUCUGGAUCUUUUCUUUUGUGUGCGUCCAUAUGUGUCUUAUUUGUGGCCAAAUGUUUUCAAAUAGUGGUGGCUCCUAGGACCUCAGUGGAACCCCACUGUAUGGGGUCAGCUGUUUCCGUGUGGGCUGCUGUGAGGCAGCCAUGUCUGAGCCUUUGCCUUUGGCAGUGGUUACUAAGGAAUCUGGGUAGGAGGGGUGAUGUCGUGGGCAGUCAUGUGGUGCUCACAUUCUCACACUAGCUGGAGAGCCCCAGAACUUCAUCUCAGAACUGGUGGGAAGUUUAUGGUUUGUCGCUGAACAGCCUGUCCCUAGGCUUGGCCCAUAGGAACUAGAUGCUGCUGGCAGUACUCCCCUUGCCAAAGGGCACAACUUCCUUCAUAUCACAUGGCGGCCACAAGAGCCUCACCUUUACUACAGAGGACAGAGCAGGAAACCUCUCAUGCCUCUGGCAUGUUCUGGGUGCUGGACAGCCAGGCUCCAAAAGGGCAGUCAAGUCUUAUUAGUGUCCAGAGAUUUAUGAGGGUCCUGAGGGCCACCCCAGGAGAGCCAGUGGGAGCCUGGCCCCACAGCUGAGAAGGGCCUUACCAGGCCUCAGCUGUUUAUAGGGCAAGGCAGCUGUUAGGUGUAUGAAAUAGUAAGCUUCCUUUGGGGACCUAAGGAUGGACACAUAGGAGGCACUGAGGAAGUGGCUGGCUUUCUUCGGGACUGGCAAGGGUUUCUGUCCAAGUAGUUCUCAGGGUUGCCGGGUGAUUCCCUCCCCUGGGAACCAUCAGGCCUCCCCAGGGUGUUCAGCCCACCGGCUCCUGAGGCCAGGCAGAGGGACCACUGCCCAUUGCAGCUGCAGGCAUGGGGAUCUGCUCAUCUGUCCUCACCUUGCCAUCCUGUCUGCUGCCUUGUCAAGAGCUAAUUGAUCCCAAGGCUAGCAUUUGCAGAGUCUUGUGUUCUUGUGAGAGAUGUGCUCAGUGCCAGUCCCAGAGGGACAGGCCAAGCCCCUGGGAGGCCCCACCCCUGGACUCCCUUGCCACUGUUUCUGACACCAGGUGCCCUCUGACCUGCCUGGAGGUAGAAUUUGAUACUGUACAUUGUCUCCAUGCCUGUUUUUAUGUUUUCCUUUCACUAAGGGUUUUAGUUUGGGUGUAUUUUUGGUCGGGUUGGCACUAAUCCUUUUCUUAAGAUGCUGUGAGAACCAUUUCAUCCAAAUGCCAAAUAAACGUGUUCUGGAAG